UCUAGCGUUAUUAUAACUGAAUGGUUACCGGCAAUUUACAAACACGAAAAUGAAGGCCGCUAGUAUAAGUAUUUUAGUGUUUGCGUUAUAUGCGGCGUCAAACUGUGCGAUUGCGUUCACUGAUAGCAGCGCAUCGGAGAGCGGAAUUUGCUCAGUAUACGAUCCUUCUGAAAGCAAGGAACUGAUACUAAGCAAAGAUGAGCUCAACGCCACUUUCGCAUUAAUGUCCAUUCACCAUCCAUGGGAGAAGUUUUUCAUAGCCGCUCCGGCUGCCAUCGCACUCCUUGGCCAGUUGACAGUUUUGGGAGGUCAGAAGGACUUUCGCAUCAAUGACCGGCCACCGAAGGGUGACUUCAAACUAAUUCGCAAUCCAGAGUCAUUUCGUGCAACAAUGGCACAGGUGAGCCACGAUGGUUGGAACAGCUUCAGCGUCGCCCACCGCAAUAUGGACAUGAUCCAGCUGAACAUGCUGGCCAUUCCGCGACGCGUUCAGACCGUCGUCAAGAUCAUGCAGAAGUUUUCACCGGCAAUGAUCCAGCGCAUGCUACCGAUUUCCCUCAACGGAAUAAAAGAGAUCAGCCAACUGUGUGUGACCUUAUCCAGAGACACGGAAGGGGAAUUUCGGAAGGUCAUGGCGCUGUUACAGGAAGUGGUCGAGGCUACACAGAGCAGCCGCGGUUUGUAUGACGAAAAGGAGCAGCAGUCCAUCGCAGAAUAUAAUGCAUCCCUGGUGCAACGGGACCAUUUCGAAAAGAAGCAACAAGCGUAUCGUCUGAACCAAGCCGAGAUUAAUAGAAAGGUUAAUGAGUAUGAGCAGCGUUAUAAGCACGCACUGGAUUCGAUUCCCACCGGAUGGACAAAGGUCAAAAUGGAAAUCACCAAGGCCGUGGUAGGCGCCGUUGCUAGCGUCAUCAGGGCCGUUCCCUCGAUGUUAGGUGAUGUCACCUCGGUGUUAAGACCACGUGGCGUCGUCAACAGCGCCGAUGCAGCCGCCCACGGCGCCCAGACGGGGACUGCCAAAAAAUCAGAUGUGGAAACGGCUCUGGAACGAAGCACGCUGGGUCAGCAAGCGUAUCUUCUGAUCGGAAUCCUGGAUAAACUUGCAGCAGACUUGACGGGGAAUGAUACGAAUUUCAACGACCUUGCAUCCCAACUCAACGUCAUCGGACGCUUGAUGCCGCAUUUAACCGUCGAUCCGGCAUUUACGGUCUUCAGCAGCCUGUUCAACCGGGUUAAAAAUAUCAUCCAGCGGCUUGUUGACCUCACGUCGGGGCUACAGAGGGAGCAGUUUGAGGCAGCCAAGCAGUCCAUAGCUAGCGAAGUUAACAAUAUCAAAUCGCAGGUCGAACCGCUGAUAAAUGCGAGAAAUCCCAAGACUGGUCCUGCGGCGCCCAGCGUAGACGGGCAGAUCAGCGGAGCAGACGAGCUGGCUCAGGCUAACUCUUACCAACAAUGGAUGAGAUAUCAUCAGCAGCGAGCCGAUCAGAAUUUCCAGGACCUUAUGAAGAAUCACGACAUGCUAGCGGAGGUUAUGGUUAAGAUGGCGCGACUCAAUGUGGACCGGAUCGAGUUUGCCGAAAUCCUGGCGAUCAUCCGUGAAAGUGUGGUCAUACUGGGACAAAUCCAGACCCACUGGAGCAAAUUGACGGAAUUCUUCGCCGCCAUGGCCGUCCGCACGGAAUUCGCUGCCAACCAGACCAUUAAUCCGUUUCUGCAGAAUGUGCACGGUUUACUGCAAGAAUCGAAUACGACGAUGGAAGAUCGUGACCUGGUUAUGCAGCUAAUUCUGCAGCCGUUGGUGCGUGAUAUUCAGAUGGCGGCGCACUUCAUUCACGCUGUCAGCAAAACCUACGUCCAAGUGUCCUCAGCCUACAUCAUGGAUCAGCUGGCCGGUAUGGCCGGUCUGUCGGUCCUGCCAGCCGGGCAACGCCAAUCGAAAAUACAGGAGCUGCUGACAAAAAGCAAGGAUGCCGAGCAGGCUAUCUUCCAGAUGGCACGCGAGAAACGCCUGGCGUAUACUAAUCAGGUCGCUUUGCUGGCUCAGGGGCAAUGCUGAAACCGCUGCCUUUUAUCAGACGUUGGGCUUGUGACCUUUACAAGCUAUAUUUUAGUCGUAUCUUUUCCGGUCAUCGGCUGAAUUUUUUUAAAGCGCAGUUUGUGUUGCUAGUUUAUUCUGCAGCGUGAAUUUAUGAGAUAAUUUUGACAAACGUUGCUGUUUCAGUUUUUUGGUUUUUAGAAAAUGCAGUUUCUACUAUAAAAAUUAAAAAUAAAUAAC
Molecule: messenger RNA, 2275 nt
Organism: Paramacrobiotus metropolitanus
Lineage: Eukaryota; Metazoa; Tardigrada; Eutardigrada; Parachela; Macrobiotidae
Exons: 5
Coding region: 50-2056 (668 amino acids)
Source: RefSeq, a predicted model, not a curated record